UGCUUCGAAUCUGCCUAACUGGCUAAUAGUCAGUCACUUGCAAUAGCUCGCGAAGGAAGCGUGUUUACUCCGCUCACAAGUAUCUGUUACAUGAUCACAGCGCAGCGGUAUUCUGUCGUUAUCAUCGACCACGCUUGAAUUCGGCGAAUUAUUGACGUUACUCAUAUUUAGUCAACAACUACAUAUUACUAUUAUUGACAUUUUUGACAUUAUGCUAAAAUCGUUCAGUGAAUAUUGGUGACAGCAAAAUAAUAUUGUGCCCUGUUUAGUAAAGAAAGUUAGACGAUCAGUUGAUGAUGUCAGCGUUGACCAUGACCACGACUCUUACCAAUGGACACCAUAAUGGCAAAUUGGAGACCGGCCUUAAUGGUUAUAGGAAAAAUGGUUAUGUGAAACCCGAAAUUUCAAACAGUAGUUCACUUUGUAUGGCAGCACCCUUCAGUACGGAUCCCGAGGCAGUAGCAGAGAGAGAGAGAUGUUCGUACGGUCGCAUCCCCAGAGCAGUUGCAGUUGCAGGCACGGCGAAUCGCAGAGUACGAGUCUAUUCAGACGGCAUUUAUGACAUGUUUCACCAGGGUCAUGCAAGACAGCUUCAGCAAGCGAAGACGGUCUUCCCUAAUGUAUACCUCAUAGUCGGAGUAUGCAACGACAAGCUCACACACAACCGGAAGGGCCGCACAGUUAUGACAGAAGAUGAACGAUACGAGGCCGUCAGACACUGCAGAUACGUUGAUGAGGUGGUCCGGGACGCCCCUUGGGAGUACGACGAGGAGUUUCUCGAGAAGCACAAGAUCGACUUCCUGGCACACGACGACAUCCCCUACACGACGGAGGACUGUGAGGACACAUACGCGAUGAUCAAGGCGAAGGACAUGUUCGUGGCCACCGAGAGGACGGAGGGUGUAUCGACGUCUGAUAUCGUGGCGCGGAUAGUCCGCGACUACGACAUCUACGUGAGACGAAACCUCGCGCGAGGGUAUUCAGCCAAGGAGCUAAACGUGUCCUUCCUUAACGAGAAGAAGUUCCGCCUGCAGAACAAGAUGGACGAGCUCAAGGAUAAGGGGAAGAAGGUGAUGACGAACAUCGGCGAGAAGCGAGUCGACAUCCUGACGAAGUGGGAGGAGAAGUCCCGCGAGCUGAUCGACGCGUUCCUGCUGCUGUUCGGGCCGGACGGGCGGCUGUCCAGCAUCUGGAACGAGUCGAAGGGCAGGCUCAUGCAGGCGCUCAGCCAGCCGCCCUCGCCGCGCGCCUCGCCGCCGCCCAGCGAGCUCGGCGACGCGGCCGACGAGCACAGGGGCUCAGCGUCCCCCCCACCCCCCAAGUCGCGACGCUGCGACACGCUGUGGGAGCAACAAGCAGAUGCAUCGAGCUCUGACGAUGCUGGGGAAUCGGAAGAGGCAGCACAGCGCCAGCUGACGGACGAUGGCUCCGACAGUGACGAGGACUACCAGGACACCAGCCCCUACCUAUAGAACACUGAUAUUGUAUGCUUAUUUACAGGGCCGGAUUAUAUAUAGAUUACCAAUAUUAAUAUAGGCAACAUCCAAGGGCCCCAAAUUAAAAAAAACUUGAAAGUAAUAUUGAUUUAUUUUAUACCUAUAUCAAUAUAGGCAACAGCUCCCGUGCCCCACACUGGAUAUGCCCUGCAAUCAAAUUAAAAAAGAAUGAAAAUAAUAUCUAUUUACUUUACCUAUUUUGACAGAGAUAACUCAAAAUACAUUAAUAAAAAAUGUGAAAAUUUGUUAUAAAAAAUUUAAAAUCCUACCUAAGAGGGUAUACUUUCAAUUGAUGUUGCCACUAAAUUUUACAUGGUUCAAUCCGGCCCUUAUGGAAAUGUAUCAUAGUAUUUUUAUACAAUGUGCAACGUCCACACUACAUCAAAAAGUCCACAGUAAACGAGGGUUGGCAAGAUAUGUUGGAUGUAUUUAGUUAUUAUUAUUAAAAGUAUGCAACAGCUUGAAAUUGUGUCUGCUGUCUGAAAUGAGUGAAUGUAUUUAAUCCUAUUAGUUUUAUUCAUUAUUGUUAUUUAUAUUUCAUUUUGUAAAUUUAUCUCAUUUAGUAAUGUAUUGCAGACUAUCUGCAGUAUUAAAAUACUAGCACCGAAAGUACACCGGUGCAGAAAGUAAAACAGAUAUUAUUUGUAUAGUACUUUUUGACGUUGAUUAAAGAGGUGCUUAUAUUAUAAA
Messenger RNA from Melitaea cinxia (Glanville fritillary), 2186 nucleotides. Its product is annotated as choline-phosphate cytidylyltransferase A-like. The coding region runs from base 294 to 1472 and encodes 392 amino acids. Gene Ontology annotation, biological process: CDP-choline pathway. The transcript is spliced from 8 exons. The record is from RefSeq and is a predicted model, not a curated record. Lineage: Eukaryota; Metazoa; Arthropoda; Insecta; Lepidoptera; Nymphalidae. Gene Ontology annotation, molecular function: phosphatidylcholine binding; choline-phosphate cytidylyltransferase activity.